AUGAAGGUUCAGGAAGCUUCUGAGAGCGUCAUCGAAAUGAAGGACGACGACCCCGACCAUUUCGAGAUCAUGCUGAAAUUUCUCUACACGAACGAAUAUGAACUCUCAGUCGAGGAAAUGGACGCACCACAGCUGGUCGAGAACUUCAUCCACCCUGUUGGAGUGCAUCUCCUAGCAGACAAGUACGAGAUUGAUGGCUUGUGUAUUGCUGCGGCCAAUGCCUUUGGUUGUCCCGAUUCCUGGGAGCACAGCGACUGUUGUUUCAAGAUCGACACGGAUGGGCUAAAUCAAGUGGUCGGUGUGCAUUACGGUGCUUGCGCACUUGUCGGUUCUGACAUGGGCGGCCGCAUUGUCAACUACAUGUUUCGACAUUGCAAGAUGAACGACAUGGCUAUGCAGAUCGGUAUCUGGCGAGAUGAAGACGGUCCCUACGACGUACAAAAAGCCGAGCAUGACAUGUAA
Molecule: messenger RNA, 462 nt
Organism: Alternaria incomplexa
Lineage: Eukaryota; Fungi; Ascomycota; Dothideomycetes; Pleosporales; Pleosporaceae
Exons: 2
Coding region: 1-462 (153 amino acids)
Source: RefSeq, a predicted model, not a curated record